Molecule: messenger RNA, 423 nt
Organism: Alternaria postmessia
Lineage: Eukaryota; Fungi; Ascomycota; Dothideomycetes; Pleosporales; Pleosporaceae
Exons: 2
Coding region: 1-423 (140 amino acids)
Source: RefSeq, a predicted model, not a curated record
AUGCCAGGCUCAGCUACGUCAAGGCUACCUACACCCCGCCUUGCAUCGCCGUGGCAAUGGGCGUACGUUCCUUCAAACACCAACCCGUCUGCAAGAGUACUUGCACCCAUCAACCAGGAAACUCAGGAGAUACACCCAUCUUUCUACCGCAGGUUUCCAUCCGCACUUGCCAGUAUAACACCUGCAACGCAGCCAGAGAAGAGCUACUCAGAGCGCAUAGCUUCCAGACGAGAGGCUUCCCAUGCGAAGUGUGAGAAAUGGCUGGCUAUCGACAAGGCCAAUGUACCUCAGCAAGAGCUGGAGCAGCUGAGUCUGGACUCUGAUGAAGAGGAGUGGGAGAAGGUUGAUGGUGACGAGGAUUGGGAGUUUGUCGAUAGUCCUGGAGUCGAGGAAGACAUAGUAUCCAUGUUGCUUACUACAUGA